Messenger RNA from Brassicogethes aeneus, 1311 nucleotides. The record is from the annotation of a GenBank genome assembly. Lineage: Eukaryota; Metazoa; Arthropoda; Insecta; Coleoptera; Nitidulidae.
AUCCGCCUAUCAACAAAGACCACGUACUCUUUAUUAUCUUUAAUUACACAUAUAAUUCCAAUUCUUUAAUCAUUCUGCGACUUUCUCAUCCACAGAGUAUAAUCAUCAUCAUCAAAUCAUUUAACAGAAAGAUGGGAGAUUUACCAGAAACGUAUGUGGCCGGUUUCCACGAUGUAGAGGCGGUAAGAAAAAUGAAAUACACAAUGCUGGGCGAUACAGACAUUAGGGUUUCGAAGAUAUCCUUUGGGACAGCAGUGUUUUCGAAUUUAUAUAGCGGUUCCAAUGAGGAUCAAUGGAAGAAAACAUUGUGCGGUGCGUUAAAAAGUGGGGUCAAUUAUAUUGAUACUGCGCCUUGGUACGGACAAGGCAAAUCAGAGGAAACCCUGGGAAAACUUUUGGAGGGCGUACCAAGACAAGCUUAUUACAUUGCGACCAAAGUGGGCCGUUAUGAAAAAGACCCCAAAAAAAUGUUCGAUUUCAGCGCCAAAAAAGUCACCGAAGGAUUUGAAGAAUCUUUAAGGCUAUUAAAAUUGGAUUAUGUUGACAUAAUACAAAUCCAUGAUGUUGAGUUUGCCCCAAACAUGGAUAUAAUUUUGAAUGAGACCUUACCUGCUGUGCAAGCCAUCGUAAAAUCUGGGAAAGCUAAAUACUUGGGCAUUACCGGAUACGCGGUAUCCACUUUGGCGGACAUUUUGGCCAAAAGCAAAGUUAAAAUUGACACCAUUUUGUCCUACUCGAGAUUCACCGUUUUGGACCAAAGUUUAAAUUCCUAUCUGCCGAUAUUUAAGUCGCAAAAUAUAGGUAUUAUAAAUGCGGCAGUUAAUGCAAUGGGACUUUUAAGUAACUAUGGACCUCCGGAUUGGCAUCCAGCUACAGAAAGUUUAAAGAAAGCUUGUGCUGAAGCCAGAGAAUAUUGUAAAGAGAACAAUGUGGAAUUGGGUAAACUGGCAGUCUAUUAUAGUGUUAACCAGAAAGGGCCACACACUACAUUGGUUGGAAUGAACCAUAUAAGCAUUUUGAAAUCAAACUUGGACGUCCUCUACAACGGUUUGACAGAUAAUGAAAAACAAGUUUUUGAUUACCUCCAAAAUAAUAUAUUUGGCAAGCUUGAAAACAUUUGCAACUGGGAAGGCGUGGAACUUGCAUGGUACAGAGAAGAAUUAAAGAAGUAAAAUAUAUUAGCAUAAUUUUUAUAUCAGUUGUAAUUGAACAAGGAAAACAUUAAAUUUUAUUAUAUUUGAAUAACAUAAUAAAUAAACUUAUGUAAAUAACAGAUGAUUUAAUUUGUCGUUAAAAAAACUACACGUGUAU